Molecule: messenger RNA, 1916 nt
Organism: Erythranthe guttata (spotted monkey flower)
Lineage: Eukaryota; Viridiplantae; Streptophyta; Magnoliopsida; Lamiales; Phrymaceae
Product: jasmonate-induced oxygenase 1
Source: RefSeq, a predicted model, not a curated record
AAUGCAUGUAUAGAGUAUGAAUUCAACUUCUUCACGGCGCCGGAAAUCAGAAUUAAAUAUUAUUAAUAUAAUAUGGUCCCGUCAUUUUCUGUCUCUAUAUAUAUCCACGUUUAUCUGUGUGUCUCUUCACUGUCGAGUCACACACAACACACACUACUUCUUCUUCUUCUUCCUCCUCUGCCCAUAUAUCAUAAAACAAUAAUAAUAAUAAUUACAUUUAUGUAUAGACAUGUUCUGUAUCUAUAAUCUAUACAUACAUUUAUAAUCACACAAGGGUUACAUGAUAGCUACCUCUUUUAAUUUUCUUCAAUCUUUUUCAAUAUCAAUUCACACAUUAUAUACUAUACCCAUCAAAUUCACGUUCACUAUAUCACCUUUUUAAUUCACAUUAAAUAUCAGUUAGACGACCCACAGUUUCUCUCUCUAACCUCUUUCUCUCUCUAGAUCUAUCUCUCUCUCUCUCACACACACAGAGGAGAAUGACGAACUGCGUGCAAAGUUGGCCCGAACCCGUAAUCCGGGUCCAGCAUCUGUCCGACAGCGGAUUACUCGCAAUCCCGGAGCGCUACGUCAAGAAACCCUCUGACCGGCCGAUUUUCGUUCCGGCUUCACCGUCGGCCGCCGCCGGUGGCGAGGUGGUCAACAUUCCGGUCGUCGACGUGUCUGGGCUGUACUCCGGCGACGCGGAUCUCCGGCGAAAGACCGCGGCGGAGAUCGACGAGGCCUGCCGCGAGUGGGGGUUCUUCCAGGCGGUGAACCACGGGGUGAGCCACGAUCUGAUGCGGCGCACGCGCGAGGUUUGGCGCGAGUUCUUCGAGCUUCCAUUGGCGGAGAAGCAGAUGUACGCUAAUUCUCCGACCACGUACGAGGGUUACGGCAGCCGCCUCGGCGUGGAGAAGGGAAUGUCACUUGACUGGAGCGACUAUUUCUUCCUCAAUUAUCUUCCGGCGCGGCUGAGGGACCAGAACAAGUGGCCAUCGCCACCUGUUUCAUGCAGGGAAUUGGUGGAAGAAUACAGCAAACAGGUGGUUGAACUGUGUGGAAAACUGAUGAAGAUUUUCUCAAUCAACCUUGGAUUGAAAGAAGACUAUCUUCUAGAAGCAUUUGGAGGAGAGGGAUUAGGUGCAUGCAUGAGGGUUAAUUAUUACCCAAAAUGCCCUCAGCCCGAUCUCACGUUGGGCCUUUCGUCUCACUCCGAUCCGGGCGGUAUGACCCUUCUCUUCCCCGACGAAAAUGUCUCCGGUCUACAAGUCCGACGUGGCGAGAAUUGGUUGACCGUUACGCCCCUGCCGAAUGCCUUCAUUGUCAACUUAGGGGAUCAACUUCAGGUUUUGAGCAAUGCAAAGUACAAAAGUGUGGAGCAUAGGGUGAUAGUGAAUUCCGAGAGAGAGAGGGUGUCACUGGCGUUCUUCUACAAUCCGAGGGGCGAUAUGGUCAUUAAGCCGGCGGAGGAGCUAAUCACCGCGGAGGAGCCACCGCUCUAUCCACCCACAACUUACGACCAAUACAGGCUAUACAUAAGGAUGAAGGGCCCUUGCGGCAAGUCCCAAGUGGAAUCAAUUAAAUCACCCCAAUAAUAAUAAUAAUAAAAAUAAAUAAAUGUUGCUACAUAUAUAUUGCAUUAUGAACGCAUCUUUUCACCUUUUCAUCAAUAAUUAAUUCACCUAUCUUUCAUAAUAAAUAGAUCAAAGUGUAUUAAUUCAUUAAUUGCAUGCAAUUGUAUUUGAUAGAAAUGUUGGAAGCUAGGUGAAAAAAGGUGGAGAUAUAUAUACACCAGGUGAUUUAUUAUCGUUGACCUACACAGGCGAACAUGGAUGCCCGUAUGUACGUUUAUGUGUUUAUAAAAAAAUUAAAUUUACCCGAUGUAUUUCACCUGAUGUAAUAUAAUAAAAAGCGCAGUUAUUUAUUUGUGGCAA